This is a messenger RNA of Medioppia subpectinata, 463 nucleotides long. Lineage: Eukaryota; Metazoa; Arthropoda; Arachnida; Sarcoptiformes; Oppiidae. The record is from the annotation of a GenBank genome assembly.
AGAGGAUCAGAUGAUUGACGACUCGUACAGCCAUAGCAUCGACAAUAAGACAAUACAUAACGACGUGUUAAUAAUCAAUUUGACGAGAAGUGACUUGAAUGCCAAAUACUCGUGUCAGGCAUAUCACCCCAACUUCACGGCACCCAUACAGACAUCCGUGCGAUUAGACAUUAACCUAAAACCAUUGGACAUCCGAUUAAAUUCGCUGGAUGGUCAAUUAUCAGCGGGGGGUAGUGUGGAGCUCGUAUGCAAUACAGGGGGCAGUAGACCCCCGGCCAAGAUUACCUGGCUUAGAGAUAACCGUCCAUUAAGUCAUUCCAGUGAACGCACAGAAACUGUGGGAAACCUGACGACAAGUGCCAUUACAUACACGCCAUCGGCCGAAGAUCACGGCGUUUAUCUGUCGUGUCGGUCGGAAAAUACACGACUGGCCAACAGUAGCAUUGAAAUCGGAUAUACACUU